Polistes dominula (European paper wasp) is the source of this 1552-nucleotide messenger RNA. RefSeq names its product tubulin alpha-1 chain. Gene Ontology annotation, molecular function: GTP binding; structural constituent of cytoskeleton. Gene Ontology annotation, cellular component: microtubule. NCBI's taxonomy places the organism in Eukaryota, Metazoa, Arthropoda, Insecta, Hymenoptera, Vespidae. The record is from RefSeq and is a predicted model, not a curated record. Gene Ontology annotation, biological process: microtubule-based process.
UCGCUGAGUAUUCGACGAAGGUUGUCGUGUCGUUGUUGGCUGAAGCUUCAUUACUUGCUUUCGCAAACUGUCGACCAACCCAAGUCGUUUUUUUUCGUAAUAAAAGAAAACUCUAUACAAUCUCAAAAUGCGUGAAUGUAUCUCAAUCCACGUUGGACAAGCUGGAGUACAGAUUGGUAAUGCUUGCUGGGAGUUGUACUGCCUAGAACAUGGAAUCCAACCUGACGGUCAAAUGCCCUCCGAUAAAACUAUUGGAGGUGGCGAUGACAGCUUCAAUACCUUCUUCAGUGAAACUGGAGCAGGCAAACAUGUACCUCGAGCAGUUUUCAUUGAUUUGGAACCUACUGUUGUUGAUGAGGUCCGCACUGGAACAUACCGUCAGUUAUUCCAUCCAGAACAAUUGAUCACGGGCAAGGAAGAUGCUGCAAAUAAUUAUGCUCGUGGUCAUUACACUAUUGGUAAAGAAAUCGUUGAUCUCGUUCUGGACCGUAUCCGAAAAUUGGCAGAUCAAUGUACUGGACUCCAAGGUUUUCUCAUCUUCCAUUCGUUCGGUGGUGGAACCGGCUCUGGUUUCACUUCUCUCUUGAUGGAACGGCUUUCAGUAGACUACGGAAAGAAAUCGAAAUUAGAAUUUGCCAUCUAUCCAGCUCCACAAGUCUCUACUGCUGUGGUUGAACCAUACAAUUCUAUCUUAACUACGCAUACCACGCUUGAACAUUCCGACUGCGCAUUUAUGGUUGACAACGAAGCUAUUUAUGAUAUUUGUCGUCGUAAUUUGGACAUCGAAAGACCAACAUACACCAAUUUGAAUCGUUUGAUCGGUCAAAUCGUUUCUUCAAUCACUGCAUCUCUACGAUUCGAUGGUGCUCUCAAUGUCGACUUAACGGAAUUCCAAACUAACUUGGUACCUUAUCCAAGGAUUCAUUUCCCAUUGGUAACUUAUGCACCGGUCAUAUCUGCGGAAAAGGCUUACCAUGAACAAUUAAGCGUAGCUGAAAUUACUAAUGCUUGCUUCGAACCAGCCAAUCAGAUGGUCAAAUGCGAUCCACGACACGGAAAAUACAUGGCCUGCUGUAUGUUGUACAGAGGUGAUGUCGUACCAAAGGAUGUUAAUGCCGCUAUUGCUACCAUCAAAACUAAACGCACGAUUCAAUUCGUUGACUGGUGUCCGACCGGGUUCAAAGUUGGUAUCAAUUACCAACCACCAACUGUCGUACCUGGUGGAGAUUUGGCUAAGGUUCAACGUGCAGUCUGUAUGUUGUCUAACACUACAGCUAUUGCUGAAGCAUGGGCUCGUCUCGAUCAUAAAUUCGAUCUUAUGUACGCCAAGAGAGCAUUCGUUCACUGGUACGUUGGUGAAGGUAUGGAAGAAGGUGAGUUCUCCGAAGCUCGUGAAGAUCUUGCUGCCCUCGAGAAAGAUUAUGAAGAAGUUGGUAUGGAUUCUGCUGAAGGUGAAGGAGAGGGUGCUGAAGAAUAUUAAAUUUGUACCGAAAAAGAAAACACAUUUUCAUUGGCUUAUAAGGACGUACAAGUUUUUCCUUUAUGCAUGUGU